Caenorhabditis briggsae is the source of this 1221-nucleotide messenger RNA. Gene Ontology annotation, molecular function: protein serine/threonine kinase activity; ATP binding. Lineage: Eukaryota; Metazoa; Nematoda; Chromadorea; Rhabditida; Rhabditidae. Bases 1 to 1221 code for a protein of 406 amino acids. The transcript has 3 exons. The record is from RefSeq and is a predicted model, not a curated record. Gene Ontology annotation, biological process: peptidyl-serine phosphorylation; signal transduction. Gene Ontology annotation, cellular component: cytoplasm; nucleus.
AUGCAAUCUUCGGACGAAGGAGAAGAUCCAUUGCCAAAGGAUGAAGAAGAACUGAAAACUAAAAAAGAUAGAUACAAAGUGUUGAAGCUUCUCGGAAGAGGUGGAUACGGUGCCGUUUAUUCUGUUCUCCGCCUCUCGGAUUCGGAAAAAUUUGCAAUAAAAUGCGAGAAUGCGUCGGCCGUUCGGAAAUCCCUCUACAUGGAUUGUAAUGUUUUGAAAGGAGCCGCGCAAAUUAGAAGUCGUCAUUUCUGCACAGUCAUUGAUCAGGCUGCUGUCAAGGAUCGUUUCAAUUUCAUCGUUAUGAAGCUAAUUGGAAAGAAUCUUUGGGAUUUGAGAAUGGAUACUCCGGAAUGUAGAUUUUCAUUGGGGACUGCUCUAAAAGCCGCUGCUCAGUGUUUGAUUUCCAUCGAACAGUUGCAUAGAUUUGGUUAUCUACAUCGUGACAUAAAACCCGGAAACUUCGCAGCUGGCCGAGUAGAAUCCAACGAACAUCACACAAUUUUCAUGCUAGAUUUCGGAUUAUGUCGUGAAUUUGUGAAAAGAGAAGAGGGGAAAAUAAGAACUCAGAGAAAAUCGGCUCCAUUCAGAGGAACUACUCGUUACGCUCCUUUAAAUUCAAUGUUAGAACUGGAUACUGGACGGAAGGAUGAUAUUGAAUCAUGGCUUUAUAUGGUUGUAGAAUGGACUUCAGGAGGGUUGCCAUGGAGAAAAUUGAAGGCGUCAGACAGAGACAAGGUUCUUCGAUUCAAAAAAGAGUUGAGAAGCAAGGAUGAGAUUAUUGAGGAUAUGUAUUACAAUUGUCCGAGAAAGGAGUUCCACAGAAUUCUCAAGUACACCGACAGUCUGGAUUUCUACUCGCAGCCUGAUUAUCAAUUCGUUUAUUUCUGUAUCCAGCACGCAGCCACAGCCAACAAAAUCAAGGAUGCGGAUCCGAUAGACUGGGAUCCAGAUGUUCCUUACAUUGGACCCAUCGAAGUUCCAGGCGAUGGAAAAGUGAUAGAUUUGGAAGUGGAGAUGAGAAUGUCAGCUGAAGGAUCAAACAAUAAGACUAAAAAGGAAAAGGAUAGUAUGAAAAGACAGAAGAAAAAGGAAGAAAAGGAAGAUGCCAAGAAUAGAACGAAGAAAAGAGAAGCAAAGAAAAGUGAGAAGGAGAAAAAAGAAAAGACGAAAAAGGAAUCUUCUGGAGCUAAUGCAUCUAAAAAAUCAGAGAAUAAAACUUGA